Molecule: messenger RNA, 1001 nt
Organism: Pseudo-nitzschia multistriata
Lineage: Eukaryota; Bacillariophyta; Bacillariophyceae; Bacillariales; Bacillariaceae
Source: the annotation of a GenBank genome assembly
CCAUCCUUUGCCACUUCGUUUCCUUUGUUCUGUCUUCAUUGUGCUGGUAGCAGUUAACCAACAAUGCUGCGAUGCUCAGCAGCAAAAUCCGUUGACGAUGAACGGGGGUUCGUUGUUGGCGAUGGCCGGAGACGGCUGUGUUGCACUGGCUGUAGACAAACGGUUUGGUUCGGGACCGCAAAUGGUGAACAUCGCUCCUCGCCACGUAUGGGCCGCGCAUCCAAAUCUGAUGCUAGCGUUUUCGGGCCUGGAAGGAGACGUUCAGAGUCUCUCGGAAGAACUGCAGCUCGAGGUGGCCGCGAAACGAAACCGGGCCCUGGGCUUUAGCGUUGGUGGAUUGAAAAUCGGGAACGAGAAGGGCAGCAAUGAUGAAAUGGAUGAGCGGCGGUUCCGAAUAUCUCCUCCCGCACUGGCAUGUCUGACAAGUCACGUAUUGUACCAGAAACGAGGUUACUAUGUGGAGCCCUUAGUGGUAGGUUUGAUGGAGGGAACAUGGGCCCCAUUCCUGUGCGCCAUGGAUAUGAUCGGAGCACAAUCGUUCUCGCAGUCUUUCAUAUGUUCCGGUGCUGCAUCAACGUCGUUGUAUGGAACGGCGGAGGCGCUCUGGAAACCAAACAUGAAACCCAAGGAUCUACUAGAAUGCUGUGGGAAAGUAUUUCAGAGUGGUACGUUCACGAAUUGCUCAUUCAUAAAGCACGUCUUCCUUUACUAUUGCUGUGUUAUAGAUUUCCACUAAAAUAUUCUUGAUGACACCAAUUAACUUCCUUUUGUGUUCUCCCUGUCCGGUUGGAAUUAGCGCUCGAACGAGACUGUCUGAGUGGAUACGGAAUUUUGAUCUAUCUGAUAACGAAGGAUGGGAUAGCAGAAUACGAUUUCGCAAGUAGAAAUGACUGAUGAUUAUCAUUUGAUAUCUGGGUCUUAAAAUUAGCCAUGAGCUCAGCAAAAGUCAUCUGUUCAAAAAAGUAGAAUGGGAAUCUUUAGAACAAACAUUCAAUUAUCUC